AUGCGGGAUAGAGCGGUGCAGUAUAGGACGGUGCGGGAUAGGACGGUGCGGGGUGGAGUGGCCCGGGAGAAGCAACAGCAGCAGCAGCAUGGCACGCCGGGGUACGACGGGCGCGGGCGCGAGGCGUGGCUGCAGGGCGGCGGCGCGGCGCACGAGGACCCGCGCUUCGCGGCCACGCCGCCCGACGGCCAGCUGCCCGCGCACAACGGCGCCCACGUCAAGUUCGAGGUGCCCAAGGUGCCCGUCAUAUUCGUACUCGGAGGUCCUGGCAGCGGGAAGGUGACGCAUUGCGACAACCUGAUGCAGGAGAAGCGAGGCAUCACGCACAUCAACAUGACGGAUCUCCUGCAGCAGUAUGCCAUCGGUAACGACAUGAAGGACUUCGGCCACCUGUCCAGUAAGACUGUGACCGAGGUGCUCAUGCUGGAGAUGAAGAUGGCGCCGGCCGCCAAGGUGUACCUGGUGUCCGGCUACCCGCGGAGCAUGCGGGACGUCGUCGAAUACUCCGAAAAAAUCCAAAUCGUGAACGGCGUGGUGCUAGUGAGCUGGCGACAGAAGGUGCUAGAGAGACAGAUCGACUACGGCGCGAAACUAGGCCAUGUCGUGCUCAGUUUGGCCAAAAUGGAGCUCAACAAUUUCUACAAAAAUGUGAUGCCGGUCGCAGACUACUUCGACCAACGCGGCAUGCUCUACGCGGAAGUGAAAACUUCAUAUAUUAUUUUACGAUUUUUUCCGAAAGGACAGACACUUCCUUCCCCUUUUAGUGACAAAAUAAAUGAUCGGUUCAGUAUUCUAUUUCAAGAAAACAUAAGCCUUUGUUGUGUUCGGAAACACAUAAAAUGA
Messenger RNA from Gryllus bimaculatus (two-spotted cricket), 843 nucleotides. NCBI's taxonomy places the organism in Eukaryota, Metazoa, Arthropoda, Insecta, Orthoptera, Gryllidae. The record is from the annotation of a GenBank genome assembly.